Messenger RNA from Amorphotheca resinae ATCC 22711, 1755 nucleotides. RefSeq lists its product as hypothetical. Gene Ontology annotation, biological process: iron-sulfur cluster assembly. The coding region runs from base 1 to 1755 and encodes 584 amino acids. Gene Ontology annotation, molecular function: 4 iron, 4 sulfur cluster binding. NCBI's taxonomy places the organism in Eukaryota, Fungi, Ascomycota, Leotiomycetes, Helotiales, Amorphothecaceae. Gene Ontology annotation, cellular component: cytosolic [4Fe-4S] assembly targeting complex. The transcript has 2 exons. The record is from RefSeq and is a predicted model, not a curated record.
AUGAGCGCAAUCCUUUCAGCAGACGAUUUGAACGAUUUCAUAUCUCCAGGCGUAGCAUGUAUCAAACCAGUGGAAACCUUGCCUGCUGCAAAGCCCGCCGCCGAAAAUGAUUCCUACGAAGUCAGCUUCAAUACCGACCAACCACUCCCUUCCGACCUGCCCCCCGCCCAAAUCUCCCUCACAGACUGCUUAGCAUGCUCAGGCUGUGUCACGUCCGCCGAAGCCGUUCUCGUAUCUCUGCAAUCACACGCCGAAGUCCUACAAGAGCUCGAUUCUGCGCCGGGUCUUCGCUUGCGUGGCAACCCUUCCGGGACUGGUAUCGGCAUCGAGAACCUCGAUACCGGAGGGCGUAUAUAUGUGGCAAGUGUUAGUCCACAAACGAGAGCGAGUAUCGCAGUUACAUUUGGAGUUACUGAACGGGAGGCUGGAUAUAUGAUCGAGCAGUUAUUAAGUGGGCCGAAAGGGAUAAAGAAUCGAGCGGUAUACAGGAACGCUUUCCAGUGGGUGGUGGAUACAAAUGUUGCUCGGGAGGCAUGUUUAGUACUUGGGGCUGAUGAAGUGAUGGAGUCAAUGACGGAUGGGCCAAAACCUUCAAACGAAGCGGAGGAUGGUGCUGCCAUGAAGCAACCCAAAAAGCCCAUACUCACAUCGUCGUGCCCUGGAUGGAUCUGCUACGCUGAAAAGACACAUCCUCACGUCUUACCACAUCUAUCACGGCUGAAAUCACCACAGGCAUUGAUGGGGACGUUAUUAAAGACGACUCUUAGUCGAAAACUUGGAAUUUCUCCGGACAGAAUCUGGCACGUUGCUAUUAUGCCUUGCUUUGACAAGAAACUAGAAGCGAGUCGUGAGGAACUCACAGAUGCUGUUUGGGAAGGAACCGGUACUCGUGGUGUUCGAGAUGUUGACUCCGUCAUCACCAGCAAAGAAUUGCUUAUGCUCGCUGAAUCUAGACGUGUCGAUUUUUCCACCUUACCCCGAACGCCGCUCUCCUCACGGAUACCGUUCCCAGAUCCAAAGCUGGAUUCAUUCCUCUUUCCACGAACCCGGCGGCAUGGCAACGGUAAGCCAGAAGCUGGUUCCUCUGGAGGAAAUCUUCAUUACAUCCUCCAGUACUUUGCAUCCCAACACGAUGGUGCAUCUAUUCAGACGACCCGUGGACGCAAUGCCGAUGUUGUGGAAUAUACUGUCACUUCCUCAACCGGUGAGAUUCUUCUCAAGACUGCGCGAUAUUAUGGGUUCCGGAAUAUUCAGAACCUUGUCCGUAAAUUGAAGCCUGUCAAACCAUCUCGUAUGCCUGGUGGAAAGCCUAUUGGCAGCGCCAGAAGGCCAGGAGGGAAACCCAGCGGGCCAGACUAUGCCUAUGUCGAGGUUAUGGCCUGCCCAGGUGGUUGUACCAACGGUGGCGGUCAGAUUAAGGUUGAUGAUCCCGUGGUAACUGGCCGUGAAGGUUCCGAGGUGAAGCCUGGACCCCUUGAGCAGAAAGCAUGGUUGGCCCAAGUCGACGAGGCAUACUUCUCUGGAGAAGAUAGUGGUAAAGAAGACGAGAUCCAAGAUAAUCGAGAUGAUAUGGUAGAUGGAAUUUCCCCGGCAUAUAUAAAAGAUACCCUGGAGCACUGGGCUGCCACAACAGGCAUAGAUUUGGGAAGAUUGGUAUACACGAGCUAUCGGGAGGUAGUCAGUGAUGUUGGUAAGAAACCUGGAGACACGGAAAGGGUCAUAGAGAUCGCCGGGAAAAUCGGCGGAGGUUGGUAA